Ctenopharyngodon idella (grass carp) is the source of this 12155-nucleotide messenger RNA. RefSeq lists its product as uncharacterized. NCBI's taxonomy places the organism in Eukaryota, Metazoa, Chordata, Actinopteri, Cypriniformes, Xenocyprididae. The transcript has 25 exons. The record is from RefSeq and is a predicted model, not a curated record. Bases 164 to 6472 code for a protein of 2102 amino acids.
GAUAUUUCCUCAUGUGUGAGUCCAGAGUGAGUCUCACCGUGAGGAGCUUCAUGAGAGCCAGAACACAGACGGACUGAAGAACAGACACUCAUGUCUCCAUCUGAAGCUGCAUCCACACUCUUCUGCUGGGAUUGGGCUCUUCUGGAAACUGGACUUUAGAGAAAUGAUGCUCAUCUUUGGACUGAUGCUGCUGCUGCUGCAAACUGCUGCAUGUGUGGAGUUUAACUGCAGGUUUAAUCAGUCAGAUCCCUGUUACGCAGCUCUGGGACACAAACUCAAUCUGCUGAUGGUGGACACUAGUGAAUAUGUCCUGAAGAUACAAAAGAGAAUAAACAACAAUCAAGAUGAUCCAGUUUGUAGAGUAAAGAAUGACAAGAUAAAGGAGAAUCAAUGUGAUCUUUUUAAUGACAGAACUGAAGUGACAGUCAUUAAUGGGACUCUGAUAAUAAACCGUGUGAUCAGAGCAGAUUCAGGGAUUUACACUUUAAGACUCGAGGGCUCAGACGGCACAGUAACAUCUGCAGAUCUUCAAGUGAAUGUUGAAGCUCCUAUUGGCUCAGUGGAAGUGUCAAUCAGCUGCUCCUCCAAUGGGAUGAAGUCAGUGUCCUGCUCCUCUGACGGGGAUCAGCUCAUCUACAGCUGGACUCUGAAUGGAGAAUCACUGAUGGAUGGAAACACCACCAUUCAGCUGAAUGAGGAAACUGAUGGAAACAUCAUCUGCAGUGUGAAGAACCACGUCAGUGACGGACAGAAGAGCAUUAGAGUAAAACACUGUCCUGGUGUGGAGUUUAACUGCAGGUUUAAUCAGGCAGAUCCCUGUUACGCAGCUCUGGGACACAAACUCAAUCUGCUGAUGGUGGACACUAGUGAAUAUGUCCUGAAGAUACAAAAGAGAAUAAACAACAACCAAGAUGAUCCAGUUUGUAGAGUAAGGAGUGACAAGAUAAAGGAAUGUGAUUUUUUUAAUAACAGAACUGAAGUGACAGUCAUUAACGGGACUCUGAUAAUAAACCGUGUGAUCAGAGCAGAUUCAGGGAUUUACACUUUAAUACUCGAGGGCUCAGACGGCACAGAAACAUCUGCAGAUCUUCAAGUGAAUGUUGAAGCUCCUAUUGGCUCAGUGAAUGUGUCAAUCAGCUGCUCCUCCAAUGGGAUGAAGUCAGUGUCCUGCUCCUCUGACGGGGAUCAGCUCAUCUACAGCUGGACUCUGAAUGGAGAAUCACUGAUGGAUGGAAACACCACCAUUCAGCUGAAUGAGGAAACUGAUGGAAACAUCAUCUGCAGUGUGAAGAACCACGUCAGUCACGAACAGAAGAGCAUUAGAGUAAAACACUGUCCUGGUGUGGAGUUUAACUGCAGGUUUAAUCAGUCAGAUCCCUGUUACGCAGCUCUGGGACACAAACUCAAUCUGCUGAUAGUGAACACUAGUGAAUAUGACCUGAAGAUACAAAAGAGAAUAAACAACAACCAAGAUGAUCCAGUUUGUAGAGUAAAGAAUGACAAGAUAAAGAAGAAUCAAUGUGAUCUUUUUAAUAACAGAACUGAAGUGACAGUCAUUAAUGGGACUCUGACAAUAAACGGUGUGAUCAGAGCAGAUUCAGGGAAUUACACUUUAAGACUCAAUCGCUCAGACGGCACAGUAACAUCUGCAGAUCUUCAAGUGAAUGUUGAAGGUGUGGAGUUGAACUGCAGGUUUAAUCAGUCAGAUCCCUGUUACGCAGCUCUGGGACACAAACUCAAUCUGCUGAUGGUGGACACUAGUAAAUAUGUCCUGAAGAUACAAAAGAGAAUAAACAACAACCAAGAUGAUCCAGUUUGUAGAGUAAAGAAUGACAAGAUAAGGGAAUGUGAUCUUUUUAAUAACAGAACUGAAGUGACAGUCAUUAAUGGGACUCUGAUAAUAAACCGUGUGAUCAGAGCAGAUUCAGGGAUUUACACUUUAAGACUCGAUCACUCAGACGGCACAGAAACAUCUGCAGAUCUUCAAGUGAAUGUUGAAGCUCCUAUUGGCUCAGUGAAUGUGUCAAUCAGCUGCUCCUCCAAUGGGAUGAAGUCAGUGUCCUGCUCCUCUGACGGGGAUCAGCUCAUCUACAACUGGACUCUGAAUGGAGAAUCACUGAUGGAUGGAAACACCACCAUUCAGCUGAAUGAGGAAACUGAUGGAAACAUCAUCUGCAGUGUGAAGAACCACGUCAGUCACGAACAGAAGAGCAUUAGAGUAAAACACUGUCCUGGUGUGGAGUUUAACUGCAGGUUUAAUCAGUCAGAUCCCUGUUACGCAGCUCUGGGACACAAACUCAAUCUGCUGAUGGUGGACACUAGUGAAUAUGACCUGAAGAUACAAAAGAGAAUAAACAACAACCAAGAUGAUCCAGUUUGUAGAGUAAAGAAUGAGAAGAAGAAGGAGAAUCAAUGUGAUCUUUUUAAUAACAGAACUGAAAUGACAGUCAUUAAUGGGACUCUGAUAAUAAACCGUGUGAUCAGAGCAGAUUCAGGGAUUUACACUUUAAGACUCGAACACUCAGACGGCACAGAAACAUCUGCAGAUCUUCAAGUGAAUGUUGAAGCUCCUAUUGGCUCAGUGGAAGUGUCAAUCAGCUGCUCCUCCAAUGGGAUGAAGUCAGUGUCCUGCUCCUCUGACGGGGAUCAGCUCAUCUACAACUGGACUCUGAAUGGAGAAUCACUGAUGGAUGGAAACACCACCAUUCAGCUGAAUGAGGAAACUGAUGGAAACAUCAUCUGCAGUGUGAAGAACCACGUCAGUCACGGACAGAAGAACAUUAGAGUAAAACACUGUCCUGGUGUGGAGUUUAACUGCAGGUUUAAUCAGGCAGAUCCCUGUUACGCAGUUCUGGGACACAAACUCAGUCUGCUGAUGGUGGACACUAGUGAAUAUGUCCUGAAGAUACAAAAGAGAAUAAACAACAACCAAGAUGAUCCAGUUUGUAGAGUAAAGAAUGACAAGAUAAAGGAGAAUCAAUGUGAUCUUUUUAAUGACAGAACUGAAGUGACAGUCAUUAAUGGGACUCUGAUAAUAAACCGUGUGAUCAGAGCAGAUUCAGGGAUUUACACUUUAAUACUCGAGGGCUCAGACGGCACAGAAACAUCUGCAGAUCUUCAAGUGAAUGUUGAAGUUCCUAUUGGCUCAGUGGAAGUGUCAAUCAGCUGCUCCUCCAAUGGGAUGAAGUCAGUGUCCUGCUCCUCUGACGGGGAUCAGCUCAUCUACAGCUGGACUCUGAAUGGAGAAUCACUGAUGGAUGGAAACACCACCAUUCAGCUGAAUGAGGAAACUGAUGGAAACAUCAUCUGCAGUGUGAAGAACCACGUCAGUCACCGACAGAAGAGCAUUAGAGUAAAACACUGUCCUGGUGUGGAGCGGUUCUGCAGGUUUAAUCAGGCAGAUCCCUGUUACGCAGCUCUGGGACACAAACUCAAUCUGCUGAUGGUGAACACUAGUGAAUAUGUCCUAAAGAUACAAAAGAGAAUAAACAACAACCAAGAUGAUCCAGUUUGUAGAGUAAAGAAUGACAAGAUAAAGGAGAAUCAAUGUGAUCUUUUUAAUGACAGAACUGAAGUUAUUAAUAGGACUCUGAUAAUAAACCGUGUGAUCAGAGCAGAUUCAGGGAUUUACACUUUAAGACUCGAGGGCUCAGACGGCACAGAAACAUCUGCAGAUCUUCAAGUGAAUGUUGAAGGUGUGGAGUUUAACUGCAGGUUUAAUCAGGCAGAUCCCUGUUACGCAGCUCUGGGACACAAACUCAAUCUGCUGAUGGUGGACACUAGUGAAUAUGACCUGAAGAUACAAAAGAGAAUAAACAACAACCAAGAUGAUCCAGUUUGUAGAGUAAAGAAUGACAAGAUAAGGGAAUGUGAUCUUUUUAAUAACAGAACUGAAGUGACAGUCAUUAAUGGGACUCUGAUAAUAAACCGUGUGAUCAGAGCAGAUUCAGGGAUUUACACUUUAAGACUCGAACACUCAGACGGCACAGAAACAUCUGCAGAUCUUCAAGUGAAUGUUGAAGCUCCUAUUGGCUCAGUGGAAGUGUCAAUCAGCUGCUCCUCCAAUGGGAUGAAGUCAGUGUCCUGCUCCUCUGACGGGGAUCAGCUCAUCUACAACUGGACUCUGAAUGGAGAAUCACUGAUGGAUGGAAACACCACCAUUCAGCUGAAUGAGGAAACUGAUGGAAACAUCAUCUGCAGCGUGGAGAACCACGUCAGUCACGGACAGAAGAACAUUAGAGUAAAACACUGUCCUGGUGUGGAGCGGUUCUGCAGGUUUAAUCAGGCAGAUCCCUGUUACGCAGCUCUGGGACACAAACUCAAUCUGCUGAUGGUGGACACUAGUAAAUAUGACCUGAAGAUACAAAAGAGAAUAAACAACAACCAAGAUGAUCCAGUUUGUAGAGUAAAGAAUGACAAGAUAAAGGAGAAUCAAUGUGAUCUUUUUAAUGACAGAACUGAAGUGACAGUCAUUAAUGGGACUCUGAUAAUAAACCGUGUGAUCAGAGCAGAUUCAGGGAAUUACACUUUAAGACUCAUUAGCUCAGAUGGCACAGAAACAUCUGCAGAUCUUCAAGUGAAUGUUGAAGCUCCUAUUGGCUCAGUGAACGUGUCAAUCAGCUGCUCCUCCAAUGGGAUGAAGUCAGUGUCCUGCUCCUCUGACGGGGAUCAGCUCAUCUACAGCUGGACUCUGAAUGGAGAAUCACUGAUGGAUGGAAAAACCACCAUUCAGCUGAAUGAGGAAACUGAUGGAAACAUCAUCUGCAGUGUGAAGAACCACGUCAGUGACGGACAGAAGAGCAUUAGAGUAAAACACUGUCCUGGUGUGGAGUUUAACUGCAGGUUUAAUCAGUCAGAUCCCUGUUACGCAGCUCUGGGACACAAACUCAAUCUGCUGAUGGUGGACACUAGUAAAUAUAGACUGAAGAUACAAAAGAGAAUAAACAACAACCAAGAUGAUCCAGUUUGUAAAGUAGUGAAUGACAAGAUAAGGGAGACUGAAUGUGAUCUUUUUAAUGACAGAACUGAAGUGACAGUCAUUAAUGGGACUCUGAUAAUAAACCGUGUGAUCAGAGCAGAUUCAGGGAUUUACACUUUAAGACUCGAGGGCUCAGACGGCACAGAAACAUCUGCAGAUCUUCAAGUGAAUGUUGAAGCUCCUAUUGGCUCAGUGGAAGUGUCAAUCAGCUGCUCCUCCAAUGGGAUGAAGUCAGUGUCCUGCUCCUCUGACGGGGAUCAGCUCAUCUACAGCUGGACUCUGAAUGGAGAAUCACUGAUGGAUGGAAACACCACCAUUCAGCUGAAUGAGGAAACUGAUGGAAACAUCAUCUGCAGUGUGAAGAACCACGUCAGUCACCGACAGAAGAACAUUAGAGUAAAACACUGUCCUGGUGUGGAGCGGUUCUGCAGGUUUAAUCAGUCAGAUCCCUGUUACGCAGCUCUGGGACACAAACUCAAUCUGCUGAUGGUGGACACUAGUAAAUAUGUCCUGAAGAUACAAAAGAGAAUAAACAACAACCAAGAUGAUCCAGUUUGUAGAGUAAGGAGUGACAAGAUAAGGGAGACUGAAUGUGAUCUUUUUAAUAACAGAACUGAAGUGACAGUCAUUAAUGGGACUCUGAUAAUAAACCGUGUGAUCAGAGCAGAUUCAGGGAUUUACACUUUAAGACUCGAACACUCAGAUGGCACAGUAACAUCUGCAUAUCUUCAAGUGAAUGUUGAAGCUCCUAUUGGCUCAGUGGAAGUGUCAAUCAGCUGCUCCUCCAAUGGGAUGAAGUCAGUGUCCUGCUCCUCUGACGGGGAUCAGCUCAUCUACAACUGGACUCUGAAUGGAGAAUCACUGAUGGAUGGAAACACCACCAUUCAGCUGAAAGAGGAAACUGAUGGAAACAUCAUCUGCAGUGUGAAGAACCACGUCAGUGACCGACAGAAGAGCAUUAGAGUAAAACACUGUCCUGGACCAACAACUACUGCAGCAGCUGUGACCUCUAGUUUGACCCCUGCACAGACCAGUAGCACACAGGCACCAGAUCAUGGUACGAGUUUAUCAUCAGCUGAUACCUCUCUCACCCCCACCCCCACUCAGAGUUCUGAACCGUUUCCUUCAUGGAAGUUUAUAAAAAUCUCUCUGAUUGUUUUGGGCUGUGUUUCGCUGAUCCUGAUUCUGCUCUUCAUCACUGCAUGUCACUUUUACAAAAGGAAACAGCUCCAGUCAACACCAGUCUCUGCUGGAGAUACGGAGCUCGUGUAUGCUCAGAUCUCUCACGACAAACACAAAAAGAGUGAAAAGAACAAAUCAGAAUCUCUCCCAGCUGCUGAUGUUGAAUACGCUGCGGUCAGGCCGCAGACAAAGCAGAAGGAGAGGAAGGAGGAAGAGGUUCAAUAUGGAGAGGUGACGUUCACUCCGAACUGCUCAAACACUCUCCAGGAGCCUAAGGAGGAGUGUGUGUACUCUCAGGUACAAAGACGCUAGUUUCACAACAAAAGUUGUGUAAAUUAAGUCCUUGUGUGCAUUUAUGUUCACUUUGGGAGAUUUACAAUUUAUAUAAAACAUAUUCAUAUGGAGUAUUGGGAAAAAAGUUUUUGUAAAUUAUUUUUUUUGACAUGAUAAUCGUUCAUGUUAAUGGUGGUAUUAUAUGUUGAUAUUAUGUCAUGUUAUGGACUAUCCCAGCUAACAAAAACAUGUUCUAAGUAUGUUUUGCUGAUGUUCCUAUUAAGUUAAGAAAAUGUUAUUUCUGAAUGUACUCUAAAUGUCCAAAAGUUUUUAAUGAUUUAAAAUGUUUUUUUUUUUUUUGGUUAGGCAAACAUACGUAGAGGUCAAACAUUCCAUUUCAUCAUUUUGCAAACAUUAUUGGGACGUUAGUUUUGAAUGUUCUCUAAACAUUCUGAAACAAGUAGUAACAUAAAAAACGUUAGACAAGCGUCCAACUAAAAUGUUUCCGAAAAAAAAACAUUCCAUGAAUGAGGUGUAAAUAAUGUUUUUGUGCUAACAUUUUGAAACAUUAUUAAACACCAGAUGACUUUGAACAAACAUUCUAUUAACAUUACUGGGCGAACGUUUGUUCAUAACUUUGCUAGAACAUUUGCCACAUUUGAGAAUGUCCCCUGUCAGCUGGAAUAGAGUGUGAGCUUUAACCGAUGUGUGUGGUUAAACUGAGAUGUUGAGUAACCAAGCUGAAGGGAAAAAAGAGGAAACCAAAUGUGUUAUUUUCCAUCAGACUAACACUUCUGUUUUAAGUGCUUCAUGAAUUGUGCUGUGACUGUAUAGUGGCAAGAGGAAACAUUAAAUGAAGAACAACUUUUCAUCAUGAAUCUCGAGGAGGGGAUCUGAUGUGCACAAUUACUCGAAAGUAAUGACAAUACAGCAGUUGGGUGAUUUCAAAGCAAUUCAAAUUCAGAAUUCACAGACAAUCUAAGAUUAGUUUCCAGCUACUAGUUAUUGAAGAGAAUUUAACUGCAAUAUGAGAGAGUUUUUAGGGGUUUAAAGCAUGUCAAACAUCCGCAUUUGCCCAUCUGGGGUGAGUUGAAGUAUAAUUUGAUAUGAAUUUUUUGUGACAGGUUUACCAAAAAUGUACAAGAAAAUAACAAAUAUCCCAAUCCAUAUCACAACUUCCAUUGCGGUCCUCAAUAUUAUUAAAAAGAAUGGAGGCAUGUACAAAGGAGAUGAGACAAUAUCCCCCAACUAAUACUGAUUGGAAAAAAAAAAACAUACAUCCAAUAUUUACAUUAAAACACACAAUAUACUAUCUAUAAUCACAAAACAACUAUCUUUCAAAGGAUUAGUUGACUUUAAAAUGAUAAUGACCCCAAGCUUUACUCACCCUCAAGCCAUCCUAAGUGUAUAUGACUUUCUUCUUUCUGAUGAACACAAUCGGAGGUAUAUUAAUAAAUAUCCUGACAGAAUUUUCAUCAAAAAUGAAAAGGUUGUGCUUUAUAAUGGCAGUGAACAAGGACCAACGAGUAUGAAGCUGAAGAAAGUGCUUCCAUCCAAAGCAAAACAUAUUUCACACGGCUCUGGGGGGUUAAUAAAGGCCUUCUGAAGUGAAGCAAUAUGUUUUGUGUAAGAAAAAUAUCCAUAUUUAACAAGUUAUAAAGUAAAAUAUCUAGCUUCUGCCAGACCAGGGGUCACCAACCUUUUUGAAACUGAGGGCUACUUCUUGGGUACUGAUUAAUGCGAAGGGCUACCAGUUUGAUACACACUUCUGAAAUAACAAAUCUGCUCAAUUUACCUUUAAUUAUAUGUCAUUAUUAAUAAUUAAUGAUAUUCAUCUAUGUGAAGACACUGAUCAUGUUAAUGAUUUCUCACAAUAAUUAUCAACAAUGAUUUAACAAGUUAGGAAACAGAUAAAUAUCAAUAUGCAACAUUUUAUUUCUAUAAAUCUCUGCAAGUAUUUACAUUUUCAAAUGAUCACUUCUACAACAUUUUCACUAGCCACUAACAAUUUUGAAUAAAUCAUGCACUACGUUGCACCAUGUUUGUACAGAUUAUCAAUUAUGUAACAUACAAAAAUCAACUUUCAGAUUUUACUGAACGUAUCACCAAAUCUACAGCAUUUUUAACAAAAUUAUCAUAUCUUACAUUUAACAAACACAUUUGUCACAAUUUUUCAAAAACUGAAUUCAACUGCCAUGUUGCCACUGAGAACAUCUGGUAUCAGUUUCUUUGUCUGUUAGUGGGAAGCCUGGCAUUGCAUGCUGUCCGGUCUCGUGAAAAAAGACUGCUGUUUGCACAAACCCGCCUUUAACUCGCGGGCUUUUUCCGCUCGUAGUGCGCUGCCCGGCGGGUAGUUAGCAUGGUAGUUUGCGUGACACGUUCGGAAAUGUCUCUCCACAUUGUGCCGCUUUGCCGUCGCCACAGUCGCCCCGCAAAUGAGACACACGCAGGAAGAACUCUUCCUCCCAUUCAAUGUGAAAAUGAUAUGUUUUCUUUCUUUUUUCUGCCAUGUCUUCGGAGGUAAAUCAUCUCCUCACCUUCACUGCGGCAACGGUUGCCGUGGAGACCAGCUAGCUCUAAUCUAAUAUGAAACAUUUUUUAAAGUUUUUUUUUUUUUUUUAAAUAUUGUCAUUUUCAAAUUCACACCAAUGUAAGUGUGAUUUAAAAAAUAAUAGCAACAAAAAAAAUUAGAUGCAGCUCACUGGUAAGUGGCGCUAUGGUGAGCUAUUUUUAGAACAGGCCCACGGGCGACUCAUGUGGUCCUUGCGGGCGGGCACCAUGUUGGUGACCCCUGUGCCAGACCGUAGUGUAAAGUGUAAAACACUCGCAGUUCAAAACGCUUAUGCUACAAGUUGAAUACGGAAGGUGGUCUGGUGGAAGCUAGAUAUUUUACUUUAUAACUUGUUAAAUAUGGAUAUUUUUCUUACACAAAUGAAUCGCUUUACUUAAGAAGGCCUUUAUUAACCCCCCAGAGCCGUGUGGAGUAUGUUUAUUCAGCUCAUACUUGUUGGUCCCAUUCACUGCUAUUAUAGAGCUCAGAUGCGUCAGAAUAUUUUUUAAUAUAACUCAUAUACAUAUACAGUCAUAUACACCUAGGAUGGCUUGAGGGCAAGCAAAGCUUGGGGUCAUUUUCAUUUUAAAGUGCUCUUUUUAACUGCUCUUUUAAACCUUCCCAACUCUUUAAGCCCUUUAAACACACUGGUAAUUUAUUCCAUGCAGUUGCGCUAUCAUAUAAAAAAAAAUUUUCCCCACCAAGCUUUUAAAUUGACAUGGGCAAGUAGUGUUAGUAGUACACGUUGUUUCGAAAUGUUUACAGAAAAGUAUUGCAGUAUUAAUUACUUAAAUUUUACUAGCAGAGUAGAGGUCUAAAGGUUCACUCACACUGACUGAGUUAAAUUGUUUAAAGUCACAUACAGUCAUGUAGUGUUGGUUGCUAGUAGACUCUGUUAGUUUCAAAAUGUUUACAGAAAAGUAUUGCAGUAAUAAUUUCUUAAAUUUCCUAGUUCCUCAAGUACAGAGAGCAGAGUAGAGGUCAAAAGGUUCACUCACACUGACUGAGUUAAAUUGUUUGAAGUCACAUACAGUCAUGUAGUGUAGGUUGCUAGUAGAUUCUGUUAGUUUCUAACAGCUAAACUGGUCAAGGGUUCAAUUCCCAGAUAAAAACUUAAUAGCUUGAAUGCGCAGUAAGUCCCUUUGGAUAAAAGCAUCUUCCAAAGACAGAAAUGUAAAUGCAGACACAACUUUGUUGCAUCUUUGCAAUAGCUUUGAUUAAAAAUUGUUAAUUUAUUUUAGGUAACACGUUACUAUAAGUAACGUUGCACCUACAUGUCAACUAACUCUCAUUAGGGUAUUAGUAGACUGUCUUCUUAAAGGGACAGUUCACCCAAAAAUGAAAAUGUUGUCAUCUUUUUCUCGCCCUCAUGUUGUUCCAAACCUGUAUGAGUUUCUUUCUUCUGUUGAACACAAAAGAAAAUAUUUUGAAGAAUGUUGGUAACCAGACAGUUGACGGUAGCCAUUGACAUCCAUAGUAUUUUUUCCUACUGUGGAAGUCAAUCUUCUUUAAAACAGACUUUCUAUUGACUAUAGCUGACUGUAAAGGCCCGUUCACACCGCCCAGACAGAUGCCAACAAACAAGUUGGCCGUUGGAUUUAGAAUUUUAUGAAAAAUAAUUCAUGCCCCAACAGAAACCAACAAACGCUGAUUGAACAGGUUUACACGGGUGAAAACAAACCCUGACCAACGGCAACGGAAGCUGACAGGGCUAACACACUGAUCCGACAAAAACUAAAAAACGGGGGGGGGGUUUGUGAGGUGUGAGUUGGCAUUAACUUCUCAAGUACAUGCAACUUAUUCUACUAACCCGAACCCUACUCCUAACAGUCUACUAAUACUGAGGCGAGUUGACAUGUAGGUGCAAGUUCACUUAUAGUCAUGUAUAGUUUUUUAAAUUUUUAUAUAAAGUUGGAUAUAAAAUAUAUCCAGUGUACAGUAAACUCACGUAAAACAAAAUAUACUGUAUAGCAAAUCUCAACUGCUUGAUUGCAUGUAACAUUGCAAAAUGUAACAUAAACAUGAAGAUAUUAUAAACAUUAAAAUUAUGAUUAUUUUUUUUGUAAAUUGCUUUGAAACAAUGUGUAUUUUGAAAAGCACAAUAUAAAAAAAUUGACUUGACUUUAAAUUUAUGCUGUUAGUGUGAACUCCCCUUAAUAUUAAACUAAUUUGAUCCACUUUCACGUUUAUCCAUGAUGAUUGAGAGCAUGUUUGUCAGUACUGUAUGUAAGAGUUCUGUCAUGUUUUGUACGAUCAGUUUCCUGAUCAUGUCAUGUGAUUUCCUGCAUGGAAACAUCUCAUCUUAUCCCUUCUCAGUUCAAAAGGUGAAUGCUUUUUACAAUUACAUCUCUGUUGUGUGCGUGCAUCAUAAUGUGUAAAUAAUUUGCUUGGGUGCAUAUGAAUGAAAUUAAUAGUUUUAAAUGAUUAUAUUUAUUAGUGUACAAAUGUCUCUAAGACAUAAAGGCCUGGUUUUACAGUCAGGGCUUAGAUUUAGCCUUACAAUAGUUCAGUUAUGGCGUUUUAAGUAGCUUUUUUAAAUGUACUAUAGAAAAAACAUUACUGGUGAGCAUCUUGAGACAAAACAAUGGCUCUGACAUAUUUUAAGAUAUGUCAGUGCAAGUUUCUUUCAGUUAAAACAGCUCAAACAUGCAUUUUAGUCUGCCUUAAGCCUUAUCUGCGAAACCGGGGGUAUAUAUCUUGUCAAUCUACACAAGCAGUCACCAAGAGUAAUAUCUGUCGGAUGGAGUUAUUUUGAGCAUGUUUUUGAUGUGGGGUUAAAGAGAUGGAGAUGCUGAUUAAGUCAGAGUUGCGUUGCAUCUUUAUUUUCUACAGCGGCGUCACUUUACAACAUCCACACAGUUAAUGAUUAACAUGCAUGCGAACACGACACAGAAUAUCAUCCUGCUGUUAUCUGCAUGGCUGUCAACGAACUUUCACGAGAAAAUGGGAAAGGAAAUAAAGGAUAUUUAGUGGAAUUUUUUAGCCAUGUGACCACAUAAGCAUUUUAUUUUGUAAAGUUUGAUUCUCUCCCCUUCAUUUUUCUGUAUUCUGUUUUUUUCACACUCAUCAAGGAUUGUGAAAUUGUAAAAUAGCAUAAUUAGUGUGAACUUGGCUUCAUGUGUAAAACACUUAUGUUUGGCUCCUCAAUAAAGAUUCUAAAGUGUGAAACAA